This is a messenger RNA of Tachyglossus aculeatus (Australian echidna), 2969 nucleotides long. RefSeq names its product ATPase H+ transporting V1 subunit B2 (gene ATP6V1B2). Gene Ontology annotation, biological process: ATP metabolic process; proton transmembrane transport. Gene Ontology annotation, cellular component: proton-transporting V-type ATPase, V1 domain. NCBI's taxonomy places the organism in Eukaryota, Metazoa, Chordata, Mammalia, Monotremata, Tachyglossidae. Gene Ontology annotation, molecular function: proton-transporting ATPase activity, rotational mechanism; ATP binding. The transcript has 14 exons. The record is from RefSeq and is a predicted model, not a curated record. Bases 12 to 1517 code for a protein of 501 amino acids.
GAGGAGACAAGAUGGCGCUGCGGGCCAUCAGGGGCAUCGUCAACGGGGCCUCUCACGAGGCGGCCCGGGAGCAGGUCCUGGCCGUCAGCAGGGACUACCUGUCCCAGCCUCGCCUCACAUACAAGACGGUAUCAGGCGUCAAUGGUCCAUUGGUAAUCUUGGAUCAUGUCAAGUUUCCCAGGUAUGCCGAAAUUGUUCACUUGACACUUCCUGAUGGCACAAAGAGAAGCGGACAGGUUCUAGAAGUUAGUGGCACUAAAGCAGUAGUUCAGGUAUUUGAAGGAACUUCUGGCAUUGAUGCCAAGAAAACCUCUUGUGAGUUUACUGGCGAUAUUCUUCGAACCCCAGUGUCCGAGGAUAUGCUUGGUCGUGUCUUCAAUGGAUCAGGGAAACCCAUUGAUAGAGGCCCUGUGGUCCUGGCUGAAGAUUUUCUUGACAUCAUGGGUCAACCAAUCAAUCCUCAGUGUCGAAUCUACCCCGAGGAGAUGAUUCAGACUGGCAUUUCUGCCAUAGAUGGUAUGAACAGUAUUGCAAGAGGACAAAAGAUUCCCAUUUUCUCUGCUGCUGGUUUACCACACAAUGAGAUUGCAGCACAGAUCUGUCGCCAGGCUGGUUUAGUGAAGAAAGCCAAAGAUGUGAUGGACUACAGCGAAGAGAACUUCGCCAUCGUGUUUGCAGCUAUGGGGGUAAACAUGGAGACCGCUCGCUUCUUCAAAUCGGACUUCGAAGAAAAUGGCUCCAUGGAUAAUGUCUGCCUGUUUUUGAACUUAGCCAAUGACCCAACCAUUGAGCGUAUUAUCACUCCCCGUCUGGCUCUAACCACAGCAGAGUUCCUGGCCUAUCAGUGUGAGAAGCAUGUGUUGGUUAUUCUAACAGAUAUGAGUUCCUAUGCUGAAGCUCUGCGAGAGGUUUCAGCAGCCAGAGAAGAGGUCCCUGGCCGUCGUGGCUUCCCAGGUUACAUGUACACAGAUUUAGCCACGAUAUAUGAGCGAGCUGGCCGUGUGGAAGGCAGGAAUGGCUCUAUUACCCAAAUCCCUAUUCUCACUAUGCCCAAUGAUGAUAUCACACAUCCCAUCCCUGACUUGACUGGAUAUAUUACAGAGGGACAGAUUUACGUGGACAGGCAGUUGCACAACAGACAGAUUUAUCCUCCUAUUAACGUGUUGCCGUCCUUAUCACGGUUGAUGAAGUCUGCUAUCGGAGAGGGUAUGACUAGGAAGGAUCAUGCCGAUGUAUCAAAUCAGUUGUAUGCGUGCUAUGCGAUUGGUAAAGAUGUUCAAGCCAUGAAAGCUGUAGUUGGAGAGGAAGCCCUUACCUCAGACGAUCUCCUCUAUUUGGAGUUUCUGCAGAAGUUUGAAAGGAACUUCAUCGCUCAGGGUCCGUAUGAAAAUCGCACCGUCUACGAGACUCUGGACAUUGGCUGGCAGCUGCUGCGAAUCUUCCCCAAGGAAAUGCUGAAGAGAAUCCCGCAAAGCACCCUGAGCGAGUUCUACCCGAGAGACUCCGCCAAGCACUAGCCGCGGUUGCGUCUUGGGCUCCGCUCUCCGUGAAAUGCUGGUUUUGCUCUCUCUUUCCCCUUUGUGUUGGUGUUUACUCGUUACCCUCCCAUUAAAACCGAGGCUAGGUAACGUCGUGCCAGUGUUCCUGAUGUUUUAAGCCGAUAACAGAGUUUAAAAUAUCCCCUGCUCAGAAAACCAGAAUCUCCUAAGCUUUGGCUAAGUGGCUGCCGGGCUGAGGCCGAACUUGACUCACUGAUGUGUCUGUCUGCGUGUGCGCGCGCAUGUGUGUGUGUAUAUGUGUCUAUAGUGGUGUAGUUACUAGCAUGAUUACACCCUAAUUAUUUGGGUCUCCUAGACCUCAUGUUUCUGAAGCUCCUCAGGAGUGAGACUGUUUGAAGCUGUAAUGCCUUUGGCCUCAAAACUCAAGGCCAACCUGGGUGUGUACGAAUCCUUCUCUAGGAUGAGCAAAUGGUUGAAUGCCCCUGCUUCUGGUCUACGUGCAGGCCUUUGUCGCCUUGCUGCUGCUCCACACAGAUGGCAUCUGCUGCUGACCUGCCCUUACCUGUUUGAUGGUCAGACCGGCAGAGAGGAGUCUCCUCUUCUCCCUCCUCCCCCGCUUUAUUUUUAGUAUGUAGUAAUGACGUACAACACGUGAUGCCAGAGCCCGGGCGGCCUUUGGCUUUGAUUAUGACCCCGAACGGAGUAGGGGCUCUUGGGUCUUGCCGCUGCUCCUUCUGAGGUCCUUGUAGAACCAUGCAUCAUUUGCACAACUGGUGACACUUUUUUAUUUUUUGACCUGGUAGUUCAGAAAGACUCCUACCUGACUUCCCCACGGUGAGCCUUGAAGGACUUCCAGAGGCGGGAAUUAUGAGAUCCUUGGCUGCAUAAGUCAACUUGAACUGCUCGGCUUGGAAAGAAUCGGGAAGCGGGCAGAUGCGCUCCAUUCCAGUUCCCUGCCAAAUCACUGGGAUUAUGAGACGAUAACAGUUCUCAAACUGUUUACCAAAAACCGGAGGUUUUGUUGGGAGAAUAGGAUGAGUCCACCUCUCGGCGUGUUUAUAGGGAUAUUUUGAACUCUGUUAUCAAGCAAUCUUUUGGGAUUCCCCAUUUGUUCCUGCUUUUCCAUUCACUCCUGCCUUGCCAAGGUGACCCAGUGGCACAAACAUCAAUAAUAAUAAUAAUAAUAAUAAUAAUAAUAAUAAAACACUUAAGGAUUCUAACAUUGGCUCCUUCCUCAUGUUAACCCUGCAACCGUCUCCGGUGCAGUUCUAACAUUUCCAUUAUUUGGUCUCUUGUGGUUUUUUUUGUAAUUUGGGUGCAAUAGCAAUCUCUUUAGUGCAUUCCAUCUUUGAAGUUGUGUCAAGUCCUUGAUUUUUCUCUGAGGGGGUAUUAGCAUGAGAAUAUUUUAACGUAGAAAAUGUGACCUCUGAAUAUGAAAUGUGGACAAUAAAUAAAUGUUCAAUCAAAUGG